CAGAUUUCCCAACUCUUAACCUCUUACCGUCGGCACCUCCGUAGGCAGUUGUUCGAUGCUGUCUGUGAUUGUUCUCGCCUGGUCUCACCCCCUACGUUUACAUUAGGUUCGGUAGCUAAUGCUAUUACAGGGACCCUAGGUGACCCCUACGCCCUUGAUCGGCGAUUCUUUCCGCGCUCCCGCGCAUGGAACCGUCUACAUCACUCGGUUUCAACUUGACAUCUCUGUCCGUCUGGGACUCUGCCGAUCGUGCUCCCGUGUAUCGCGUCUCUUUCUUCCUGCGACUCGUCGACUCUAACUGCACGCUACGAGGCCUCAGUUGUUUGUCACCUUUCCGUGUCAUAUUGUUGAACUUCAAGGCCCGUGAUGGUCAAGAAAGAGCCAAUCGAGCAUAGCCUCGACUCCAGGAUGCUUGACGACUUGGACAUGUACCCCCGCCGCUCACUACUUGGCCACCAGUACACAAUCUAUCAGACAAGCCGCCAAAUUGAGUUCGAGGCAGAGAGGGCAAUGUCUGAAUGCCUACGCAUGGCCGAUGCAAUUGGACAGUGCAUUGACGAACUCAACCACGAAGUGAGCAAGACCACCUUGAGGACUGGCGAUUGGCAGCGCUCCUUGCAGCAAGUGUACAAUAUAGCUCGUCAGAAAACCUUGAUUGCGGUGUGCGGAGCUACCGGGAGCGGGAAGUCCUCGCUCAUCAACGCGAUUCUCGACCUACCUUUGGUCCCCACUGACGGAAGCCAAGCCUGUACCUCCGUUAUCACAGAGAUUGCUUGGCAUGAGGAUACCUCGUUUCUUGCUGAAAUCGUCUUCUUGUCAGAGGAAGAGUGGCUGGACGAGCUCAAGCCCCUGCUACUAGACCUGCAGGACACGGAGGACCCGAAGGAUGCACACGAAGAUCUUCUCCCGUUGUGGCACAAGUUGCGGGCUGUAUACCCAUCUCUGGCCGGAUGCGACGACGUGAAGAAGGUCGCUGCAUCUAUAAAAGAAUAUGUAUCAUCGGAUGCAGUGACGUAUUCCGUGCUUGGGACUACGAGGACUGUCCGAGAGGACGACAAGGCUCGCUUCACGGAAGAGCUUCAACAGUUUGUCGCCGCUGCAAGACAGACCUACGACGAAGAAGCUGGAGAUCCGGUCGAUAAUGUCACUCAGAACUGCGAACUGUGGCCGCUAAUCAAAGUAAUCAAGAUACACUGUAACUCACCUGCCCUGUCGUCUGGCUCUGUACUGGUUGAUCUGCCCGGAACAGCUGAUACAAACAGCGCGCGUGCCAAUAUCGCCACCAAAUACUUAACACAAUGCAGUCACAUAUGGAUUGUUACGAGCAUUGUACGUGCUCCUAGUGACAAAAAUGCCAAAGAUCUUACGGACGACGCUUUCAGGGCGCAACUGUGUAUGGAUGGCGCGUACGAUGACAGUCGUAUCACGCUCAUCGCUUCCAAGACAGACCAGGUUUCCCCAUCGGAGGUCCUGCGUGGUCGCACCAUGGGGAGUGAGGACGCGGAACUACAGGACCUUGUCAAUUUAGAAAUUGAGUUGGGCGCCAGGAUGCGCGCUUUGGAGAUCAAGGGUUCUCGCAAACCAGGCGGCCUUGCGCCGCGCACUCAGCCCGCCAGACAUACGGCUGAUAACGCGGGGUCUAGCCAGAAACGUCGCAAAUCCAUCAGCUGCGGUGACUCCGCUUCGAAGAAGACUCGCGUUGACACCAUGACGAUACAACACAGCAGCAAUUCUCAUGUAUCUGAUGCAAGCACAUCUGGUCCUCGGUCCGGACAAGUAGACGAACAACCUGCAUCCGCCGGACCUUCGCCUGAAAUCGACGCACGGGAUUACCAGGCUGAGAUCGACUCGGAGGAGAUUCGUACCCAACUCAAGAUACUCGAGAUGGAUCAGAAUACCUUGUUUCGACGCAAACGAGUACUUUGUUCUCGUAUACGUUCGAAGGAGAGUACUCGUAUUUUGCAGCACAGCUUCAUUCAACACCUGAAAGAGCUGGAUAACGCUGUAGCCGAAGCAAAUGAUCCAGACAACUAUGAUCCUUCGGAGCCACUGAGAGAUUAUCGCCGUAUCAACCCACCCGUCUUCACCUGCAGUGCACUUGACUACAUGCGCAUCUACUCACAUAUUGUUGGAGACGGGGAACCGUACUGCUUUUCCGAGCCAGACGACACGGGGAUACCACAAAUCCAGCAAUGGUGUUACAAUCUCGGACAUGUGCGUCGCAGAAAUGCUUGUCCUGGCCUGUUGACGCGGUUGAGCAUAUUGGUUGAAUCGAUCCGCUCCUAUUCGGAGGAUGUCGACCUGAGCGAUGUCGCCAAAGCCAACAGCGAGGAUAUGAGAAAGCUAUGGCAAACGGGGUUGGCCGAAAACACUGGUAUUGCAUUCCGACUGAAAGCGGAACUUUAUGCCUUGGCAGAGGCCCAGCGUCAGAAAUUGCAAGCACGCUUUUCGGUGGUUAUGAAACCGAAGUGUCGAGCGGCCGCUCCCAAAGCCGCGCAAAGAGCGGAAGAGAUAUCGGACAGCUUUGCUGCAAACAUGUUCUGGUCGACGUACAGGGGCACACUUCGCAGAUAUGGCUCAUGGUAUCAGGACCUAAAUAUCAAUCUAGCCACCCCGUUCCUGCUCGAAAUUGCGCCAUCCUGGUCGAGGACGUUCAGACAUUCGUCCAUCGACAUUAGGAACGGCGUAGUCACCAUCGUCGAAAAAAUUCUAACCGAGGUUAAGGCGUCGGCGACCCCGCUUUUAAAGGCUCUCACGGAAGCCCAAGCAAAGCAAAGUCGAAAGGAAGUGGAGUGUUUGCUCGACGGAAUAGAAGAUACUGUUCAGGCUGUCAUUGACGCGGAACAGAAGGACGCUAGUCGGCGCCUGGCCUCACACAUUUCGGAGGUGCUCGCGCCUGGCUAUGCGGAAGCUGCACCGCAGGCUGGCAAAGGCUCAGCUGCGCGUCGUAAGGCUAUAUUUCGCAAGUGGUUGGUCAAGCUCAAGUAUUCGGCAUUCUAUGGCGGGGCGGCGGCACUUCUAGCUAGCCUGGAUGAUGUGGCUGACGCGGUCGGAGACACCCUGGAGGAAGAAUUUGACGCUCUCAGCGAGAAGGUGGAGGCCACGAUGAGCUUACUGUGGGAUCGCCCAGGCAAUGGCGCUCUCGAACUGAAGGCUUGUGCGCGAGCCACGGCCACCAUGGCAGAAAUCCGAGAACAAAUCCUGCUGUGGCAGCUCGCCGCCGAGUCGACAAACUAGAGGUGGAUCUAUGUUGUUUGCUUGGGUAGGCGGUGACGUUAUAUACUAUGCAACCGUGUGUUACCUUUCUUCGGCUACGGCGUCUCAGUAUGGAUGUUUCUAUUGAAGGUCAUAUCGGAUGGCGUAUGUUCGCAGCAUAUGAAUCGUUGAUCCAGUCGUUGCAGGAGUCGUAAUGGAUAUUGUCUAAUGGUCAUCCCAUGUUCUGAUUCGUCUUACCACGGAUUACCGCA
Rhodofomes roseus is the source of this 3467-nucleotide messenger RNA. RefSeq lists its product as uncharacterized. Lineage: Eukaryota; Fungi; Basidiomycota; Agaricomycetes; Polyporales; Fomitopsidaceae. Bases 367 to 3237 code for a protein of 956 amino acids. The transcript is spliced from 24 exons. The record is from RefSeq and is a predicted model, not a curated record.